AUGAGAUGCAUGCAGUAUUCGCAGUGGGGUCGCUGUACCGAGCAUAACCCUGAUUGGAUGCUUCGGAACUGUCCGCGAUCAUGUGACUCGUGCAACUUCCUCGGAACCGCCAAUGAAAUAUUUACAUCAAGUUUUUGGGUGGAGGAGGACGAUACGAAAACGGAGUUUAACGCCAUGUCGUGGGAAGGGUUGGAUGGUAGCUGGACAGGGUUCUGCCCCACCUAUAACAUCCAUCUCGGCUUUAUCAGGCAGCCAUGUAAUGCACUCAUCCCCUGUUUGUGUGAGGACUAUGAAGUACCCGUAUACACCGAUGUCAUUUCGGAAGUUUCCGUUAACGAGAAAGCCUCAGACAAAAACACAUCUAACACAACCUGUGAGACGAUUGAUGGCCGACAAGAAACCAGGGUAAUUAACCUCGAUCUCAAGCAGGAACAUCACGUGGAGUCGGUGAUGGUUGCAAUUGAAAAGGAUAAGGCAACACCUCUCGGGUACAUUGGUCCAUUGGUGGAACCACCGACAUCACCCAUCGCGCGGAAUCCAUAUUUCAGCGUUGCCGUCGGCCGACCUUCCUACGUCAGCUCCUUCGUACCAGACGAUUGGGUUGGUCCCGCACCGGUCGCCAACGACGGAAGUCGGGACAACAUGCACAAUGCCAAUGUCCCGCACUGCACUUACACGGCCACGGGUGUGACGAAGGGGGUGCAUUGGUGGUACGUUGACCUACAAAGUCAAUACAAGAUCCAUGCGGUCACAGUCACAAGACGCUUUUGCUGUUACGAUAAUGAUUUUACCGACUUCCGAAUCGUAGUAGACAACUCAUCAUUAGUGGGUAAAAACAUGACGACGUACUUCCAGAAGUCUGCGGGCCUUUGCCACAACGGAAGUUUCAUCCCUGUGAAGACCCCGACCUUGAUCUUUCAAUGUGAACAGGAGUUAAUUGGUCGCUACGUUGUGAUUAUGAAAUCUCAAUUGGGUAGUACGGCUAUUUCUCUUGUCGUGUGUGAAAUGGAGAUCCAUGGCCAACUAGCAAGUUUGUCCCCCGAUGCACUACCGGGACUCUCAUUCUGUCCCGACGAUACAGCCCAUCAAAUCGGAGGCAACUGCUACAAGUACAUUGGCCGCCCCGCGUCGUACGUCCAGCAAGUUGUUAACUGCCGACGCUGGGACCCGCCCUUCUCGCAUAUUGUGCCAUUUGAGGACCUGUCCCAGUUCGCGAGGGACGCAUUGCGGGUGUGGCUCUUUAAUCGAUUUUACUUGGGAGAGGUUUGGACGAAGAGCUACAGUCAGGAUGGGCUGAACUGCAAGCAACUAAGCGUCAGAUUAAGAGAGUACGGCAUUGCCACCGUCCCCUGUAUUAGGUCAUUUGGUGCCCUCUGUAGGAGCACAAGCCGAAAUGUCUACCCGAUACCGUUAAUCAGUCUACCUGUACCCCAACCAGGACCCAAACUGGAGGUCACCUACGACAAGGUUACAUUUCCAAAGGCCAAGGUCACAGAAGACUCGUUUCUCCUUUUAUGGGAGAUAGCUUUAUCAGCGGAGAUGAAUACCUCAACUGAAAUAUUCAUCGUCGUGAUGAAGGACACACCGAAAGAUGUCAAGUCAUUAACGCGUUUUCGAUUAAAACCAUUGCUUGAGCCAGGUUUAAAUUUCGGUGGCUUUCACAUCAAUAAGAAAGACUAUUUGAAACUUCCAAAGGGAAGUUACGUUGGACUUGAAGCAACUAAUCUGUCAGACCUUGUACCAAUUCCAAGUGAACCGGGAUCUGCUGCGACGACAACUGAGGCGGAAUACUCUGAUGGUGACAAGAAUCAAAGCGCUGUGACUGUAAGGGUGAAUUUUCCAUUCAGGAUUUGGGUUUUGCCCGAGACGUUGGGUCGCAUACCACAACGUUGCAUCGGCCAAAAUAUUUACGAUGUCCAUCCGCUUUAUCACAAUAGUACGGGCCUAUUGGGUGACUACCAACGGACAUUUUUCAAGAGUUUAAAUUAUUAUGAAGAGGGCGUUUACUACGUUGAACAGUAUCCAUGCAUGGACCGGUGCCUCCAAGACGACCUCUGUUCCCUGGGUUACGCGCAUUUUUACACGCCUGGAAAAUACUUGGAAGCCCUUUACUUGGCUGGGGAGCAAGUUAUAAUUGGCUGGAACAAGAGUUCUGGUCAUGAUGGAUGGUUCAGUAAGCAGUGCAGCCCAUAUCAUGUCGCAGAAGUUUAUCCCGUGGCAGAAACUCUCAAGUCGUCCAUUACUGUCAACGCCGGAAGUAAGAACUGCACCCGCGUGACGUCAUAUUUGAAUGGAGAUGGCGCCAUUUUGUAUCAUUGUAAUACAAAGACGGCUAAUUUACGGAUAUCCGUCGUCAAGAAUGAGGCAAAAAUUUGCAAAAUUCGGGCUUUCGGAGAAAGAGUUACGAGUCCUUCCGCUAAUUUAAUUCCUAAGACGUCCACUAGGGUACGCGGGAACAUUUGGCCACCUUCCGGCAGCCGUAACUGCGCCCCCAUCGGAUUCAGCCGAGCCCGGAUUCAAUGGCUUCAGGUGGACCUGUUGGUGACCUACAACGGAGUGACAGCGAAAGCAUCAUAUAGAGAGAGCCCAGGGCAGCCGGCCAUUUCUCCUAAGUUCCACCUGUAUGUGACAGCAACCUCUGACUGGACCGAUGCGGAUCCGUAUUACGUGGGACUGAUUGGCAAGGUCGAUAGGGUUGUUUCCUUUCCGUGUUCAGACUGCCGCAGUGGUCGGUUUGUCUCUCUGAAGGAGGUCGGUAAUGCCAAGGGGAUUGAGCUGUGUCAAUUCAAUGUUUAUGGUGACCGUGGCCGGGAACGUCGUCUGGGUAUGGCAGGUGGCUACAUCCUGGACAAGCAGAUCACUGCAAGUCGUCACAUUCCGGGGAAAGAGCCCCACAGGGCCCGCCUCAAUGGUGCGGGUGCUUGGUGUACCACGGUGUAUGACACAGUCAACAAGCCAUACUUACAGGUCUCGCUGACCGAUACAUCAGUGAUAACUGCCAUUGAAACCCAAUCAUGGAACACCCAUAGCGUCAAUGAAUAUACUCUAAAAUAUGGAAUGAGUGAAUUGAAUCUAAAGUGGUACACCGAUGUGGUCGGCAGGGUAAAGGAGUUCUUCAGAGAGAAUAUUGGUAAGGAUAGCACAGUCCAUCGCCUCGUGACGCCAUUCCAGUGCAAGGUCGUCAGAAUACAAGUAGAACGAUUCGUCAACACGGCUUGCCUUAGGCUGGAGCUGAUUGGCUACUAUCAAGUCUCAUUUGACGCCAAAUACGAUAUAACGAAACCAACGAGCUUUACGAGUCCUGACAGCCCGAACUAUUACGGAAACGACCGAACGAUCACAUGGACGAUUACGCCACCUGUCGGGAAGUAUAUCAGACUGAUGAACAUGACACUGAAUGUCGCACCAAAUCUUGCAUCGGAUAUGAAAAUAGACAACUGGAAGCUACAGACGGAGACCGUGUGCCAAGAUAAAUACGUCCUGUACCGGGAGGACUCAACGCCAGUCAUAACGAAUGCUGGCUACUAUGUCCACGAUGUCUCUGAAUCAAUGCAAUUGAAACUGCAUGCAUGCAUGGUCACUGCAUAUCGGUCUGGGGGCUAUUUUAAAGCACAAGUUGACUUCGUUGAUUGUCCCGGCUAUGGCUUCAACGCCAAAUCAUGUGACACCACCUUUGGACCAAUCACAACUAACUGUGGCUACAUCGGGUCACCAGAGUUUCCUGCAGUGUAUCCCGACACCAAAACGUGCGCGUGGUCAAUAAAGACAAAACCGGCGCACUAUAUCAGUGUGGAUUUCGUGAAUUUUGACAUUGCUGGCGAUGAUGCGUCUUGCACGGGGGACAAGCUGUCUCUGAUAUACGUGGACAAUGGUCAAAAGAAGCUCCUAAGAGACCUCUGCAACGGUAAUUGGGACCACGGCCAAGCUGUCUCGGACUGGAACACGCUGCUUCUCGAAUACAGCAGAGUGCGGAUCCCGACUGAGGCCGGCAAGGGAUUCAUCGCCAAGUUCACCAGCAUCGACCCAAUAAAGGAGCAAGUGUUCAACUAUACGGAGGGGCACUGUAUGGAUGGCUGGCUGCGCUUCAUGUCCGGCUGCUACAAAUAUGUAAAGAACGACAACAAUGUGACCUUGACAUGGACCAAAGCAGAGGAGAAUUGCAAAACAUUAGCCGCCGGUUCGCAUUUGGCCAGUAUCCAAGACGACCACCAACGAGACUUCAUUCUACAAAGCUUGUUCUUCCAGUGGCCUUAUAAUCCCGAAUCGAAAGAUAUAUAUAUUGGUUUGACGGAUCAGAAGCACGACGGACGAUUCGUUUGGACUGAUGGUUUGCCUCUGUCUUACACCAAUUGGGAUUCAGGUGAGCCCGACGGGAGCGUCCUUGAGGGAUGCGGGAUGCUUAGAAUUGCUAGCCUCAACAGUCGCCGUUAUUGGCAAGAUAUCCCGUGCGCCAUGAAAAUGACAUCUCAGUACAUCUGUAAGAAACCAGCUGACGCUGUUACUCAGUACUCCAUCACGGAUUUGGGCGGCGUCAUUGGCAUCUGGAACCAGUCAUGUGACCUCAAUCGUCAGUUCAAAUGUGACAAUGGCAACUGUAUACAAAACUUCUUCGUCUGCAAUGCGCAUGACGAUUGUGGUGACGGAAGUGACGAAAUCGACUGUCCGUCAAUCAAAGACGUUUGUCCACUCAGUCAAUUCCGUUGCCAAAAUGGCGACUGUAUUCUGAUUUCGAAGUAUUGUGAUCAUGUGACGGAUUGUCCUGGGGGCGAAGAUGAGGCUGGUUGUGUCUGGGUCGACUGCAGUCCAGGCGAGUUCCGCUGCACCAACGGCCAGUGCAUCAAGAACACGACAUCAGCAAAGAACUUCGUGAAGGACUGUGUUGAUGGGAGCGAUGAAAUGCUCGUAGGUUGUCCAGGGUUUCAGUGUUACAGCGGUGCCUGCAUACCACAGAAGCUACAUUGUGACGGUGUUACAGACUGUAUGGGGAUCUACAAAGAGGACGAGACCGGAUGCGAGACUAUCAAUACGGGACUGGGGAAAGGAUAUCUAAAGUGCGCGAACAACCUGCCCUACAAUGCUACCCAGAGAUGCAUCUAUGACAAAGAUAUCUUCAACUAUUCCACUGCAUGCAGGGAUUUGUCACACCUGCAGGGAUGUGACGAGUUUAAUUGUCCGGUCGGUCACUUGAAAUGCCCCGGUCACUACUGCAUCCCCGUGCGAAUGGUAUGUGAUGAUGUCGACGACUGUCCCCAGGGCGAGGAUGAAAGGAACUGUAAUAAAUACACCUGCCCCGGCAUGUUCAAGUGCAGCAACUCGAAGAAUUGUAUCCCACAGUCAGCGGUGUGCGAUGGCAUCAAGAACUGUUGGGAUGGAGAUGACGAGCUCAGCUGCUCGCCCUGUCCGGCGGAGUGCGAAUGCAUCGGUGACGCCUAUCAGUGCUCGGGAAAAGGCUUGACGUCUACGCCGAAGAUUCCUAAUGGCGCAAAGGCAAUAGACAUGUCUGAGAAUAUGCUGCCUGGUCUUUUCGAUACUUUCGACUUUUCAUUCCUUGAAAAACUCGUAUUGAGCAGGAACAAUAUUUCUACCAUCGCAAAUGGUGUGUUCAGUAAGCUCGUCAAUCUGUUACAUUUGGAUUUAAGGUUUAAUCAACUCCAGAUGCUGUCGUCGAAUUUAUUCCGUGGUUUGUCAAGGCUACAAGUCUUAGCACUGACGGGAAAUCCUGGUGUUAGUGCGAUUGCAGACAAUGCGUUCGUCGUAAACGAAGAUGGCGGUGUAAUGCCAGUGACCCGGAUGAACCUUUCCAAUAUGGCGGUCAAAGAACUUUAUAACAUGUCGUUGGCAGGUUUAGAAGAAACGUUAAAUCUCGACCUGGCGAACAACAAGUUGAACACUAUUGCAACGACCGCUUUCGCAAACACCGCUAAGCUUCAAACUUUGAAUAUUUCCGGGAAUGACUUAAGUAACUUUAACGGCAAAGAAGCUUUUCUGUCAGUGCCAAAUUUGCAGCAUUUAAAGUCGGAUCAUUUUCGAUUCUGCUGCUUGGCUCCACAGGUGGCAGAAGAAAGCUGCUUUCCCCAGAAAGAUGCAUUUUCAUCUUGCACAGAUCUAGUCCGCCUCGACGUGUUGAGAAUUUUUCUCUGGUUGCUGGGAAGCGUGGCAGUCCUUGGCAACAUCUUGGUACUACUUCUUCGUAUCUUGGCACGAGAGCCGCUCACCGCGAAUACCAGUAUCAUAAUAAGUCUAGCCCUGUCAGAUUUCCUGAUGGGGGUGUACCUCUUCAUCGUCGCCGGGGCAGACAUGGCGUUUAGAGGAUUCUACAUCGAGGUUGACGAGGCAUGGCGGACAGGCCCGGGUUGCGCCAUCGCUGGGUUCCUUUCAGUCCUCUCAAGUGAGGUAUCGGUCUUUACCCUGGCCAUCAUGUCCGUGGACAGAUUCCUCGUGGUUGUAUUCCCCUUCAGCAAGCACAAAAUCAACCUCCGAAAGGCGAAAAUCCUGAUUAGCUUGUCCUGGCUGGUUGGCGCAAUCCUCGCUGGGAUCCCUCUCAUUCCAAACGACUAUUUUCAAGGGAAGUUCUACUCCAGGUCCGGUGUAUGUCUGUCACUGCACCUCACGAGUGAGACAACUCCAGGCUGGGAGUACUCGGUCGCGGUGAACCUCGGUCUGAACCUACUUGCCUUUAUGAUCAUCGCCGUGACCUAUGGAUGGAUGUAUUUAGUCAUCAGGAGAGCGGCCGAGAUGAUGAAGGGCAAAGCCACCCGGAAGAAGGGAGAAAACCAGGAGAUGGCUAUUGCCCGAAAGAUGGCGCUGAUUAUCUUGACGGAUUUUGCUUGUUGGAUGCCGAUUAUCAUUUUAGGUUUUGCCGCCAUGUCCGGAAACGUAGUCAUUCCCGGUGACGUAUAUGCCUGGAUCGCUGUUUUCGUUCUACCAAUCAACAGCGCCGCCAACCCUGUCUUGUACACGCUAUCAUCUGUUGAUACGAUCAAGAAAAUUCUCUUCAAGAAGGACCUGAAAGCCGAAACUUCAUUGAACAAAACGAAUAUGUCGUACGUUGACGACGAGGACGACGAAGACGCCACAGUCAAGCUUGUCAACUGUUACAAAGACGGCACUCAGUUGUUACCCUACGUGCCUGACGAUCCGAAGAUGAAGACAUUGAGCCUGGCGCUCAAGGAAGGGGCUGACUUCCUCACCCUGAAGGAUAUGGUCACCGCGCUGAGAUAUGUGGGCAAGGCUAUGGUGGCGCUGCAUUCCACUGGCCUGACCGCUGUCAGUGUUAAUGUGGAUGAUGUUGGACUCGUCUUUGAAGAGAAAUUGAAGCCUGGCUGCAGUAGGAUUCAUUCGGCCUACCUCUGCUCUGGGGUGAAACAAGCAGGAAUUGAGAGAGAUCUCAAGGGAAACAUAGACGAGUUUGGCAAUCUUUGUAAGAAGCUGCUCCGACACUACGCCUCUCACAGAAAGGGGACUUAGAAUGCGGGAGAGACUAGGUAGCGUCUCACUGAAAGAAGAUUAGGAAUGUGGGGUAGAAUGUUGAGAUUAGAGUGUACGAACUCAUCGGCGGGUCGUAGCGUCCAAAAUUUAAAUUCUUUCAAUGUGUGGAUAUUUUAGUAUUCAUUGGACUGUUGGGUGUGAUCAUAUAAGAAAACGUUAUCAAUGCGUCCAUGUGUUACACUGUUAUAGUUGUGUUGCACGUAUAUUCAAGUUUAUAGCUUAUUAAUUGCACGCAUACGGACAUGUACUUGUAAAGAUGCCCCUGACAAAGAAUCGGCGUCCACGUGAACGUUAUCCUAUUCUUCGACAUCGUUAGCCUAUAUCAGGAGGUCAUACAAUGAGGUCUGCAAAAACUCCCUUCUUUCUUGUAUUACAGUGAGAUGGUUUGAAGGCGACAACAAUCUGAACGGAGCAUCGGAAAUUCAUAAGUCCCUACAUCAAUUUCAAAAAUAUUUCCUAGUUAGAAUAUGGAUUUGAACUCUCAUGAUCAAAAUAUUACAUGUUUGUCUCGAUAAUGAUAAGUUGUUCAUCGUUUAGCAGUAUGUGCUGGAACAUUCGAUAGAACAUUAGGCAUUUUAAAUAAUCUGUCGACGUGCAGAGUGAAUUCCAAAAUAGCGUAUAUACUUUUAAUCGGUAGUCGUCGUCCUCACCACCAAGUUAUCAUUGAGACAACUGAUCAAAAAGCAUGUCCUGUCUUGAAGAGAAAUACAGCACAUAACUGUUCCACUGUGUUGUUUUUGUUUACUAUUUCUACUCGACCAAUGGAAGUGCAUUGUACCAGACGCCUCAUCAGUUGGUAGAACGUCGGAGGCUGAUGUUAAGAUAAGGUCGAGGACAGGACCCUACAAGCCCCACUACAUGUAUGAUCCCAGUCGAUAUUGGCCGCGGACAUAGACUUUCAGAAUAAAUUAAUUAGUGUUUCUUAUAGUUGAUGAUUGAUUUUAUUCGACCAAUUGUUCAUCAGAUGCAUGAUUCACUGGUUGAGAACGUCCGGUCUUCGAAGUCGGACCUCUACUGUCCCCCACCUGAGCGACAUACCUGAAAUGCGGCUGACACGUCUGUUAGACACUUCGUCACAUGAUCUGUUGCUAGGCAUGCCUCGUAAUUCGUGUCGAAGGUUUUCCUGCAGGUCGCGACCACGACGGUGGCAUCCGCGGGCAUCAGGGCCAAUGAGGUCAAGACUAGGAGGGCUAGGACCAGUUU
Molecule: messenger RNA, 8691 nt
Organism: Lineus longissimus
Lineage: Eukaryota; Metazoa; Nemertea; Pilidiophora; Heteronemertea; Lineidae
Exons: 33
Coding region: 1-7467 (2488 amino acids)
Biological process (GO): adenylate cyclase-activating G protein-coupled receptor signaling pathway; hormone-mediated signaling pathway; activation of adenylate cyclase activity
Cellular component (GO): plasma membrane
Molecular function (GO): G protein-coupled peptide receptor activity; protein binding
Source: RefSeq, a predicted model, not a curated record